UUUUUCACCUGAGAGAGAAUCUCAGUCUCAGUCUCCGAGGCCACCCUAAGCACUUGCCCUUCUCUUCUCCGCCGCUCUGAAUCCCAUGCUUCACCAUCUCUCUUGCUGUUUCCCUUAGCCUCUCUCCAGCUCUUGCUGUCGGAGAUGGCGUCCUUGGUGGCGUCGGGGCUCCGUCUUCUUCUUCUUCCUCUUCUCGUUGAACUGCUGCUGGGAUCGGUGUUUUUGGUUGUUGAAUCGGUAGUCUCCGGUCCUCACAUUACGGAUUUGAAUGUGCUGCUUCCUCCGCGCAUGACCCAUCCUGUUGAAUAUCGCUUACAAGGAAGCGGUGGCUGCUUUUCUUGGUCAUGGGAUCAUCACGAUAUUUUAUCUGUCCAUCCAGAAUACAACAGCAGUAGUCAAUGCUCAACUAGCGCUAGGUUGAUCUCAAUUUCUCCUUAUAAUGGUAGAAAAGAGACAUCUGUCUAUGCGACUGAUCUUCAGAGUGGAACUGUAAUCCGCUGUGAGGUUUUCAUUGAUAUGAUAUCAAGGAUAAAGAUAUUCCAUCACUCUGUCAAACUUGACCUAGAUGGACUUGCAACAUUGCGUGUUCAUGCCUUUGACGAAGAAGAUAAUGUGUUUUCAUCAUUGGUAGGCUUAAAGUUUGUGUGGCAGCUUCUGCCAAAAUCUCCUGAAACUGAUGGUUUACAUAAUCUGAUUCAUGUGCCACUGAAGGAAACACCAUUGAGUGACUGUCAUGGUUUCUGUGGUGAACUUGAAACUCGAAUAAAGCUGGAAGAUAGUGGUUUAGGUUCAGACUUAUAUGUUGUUAAAGGGGUUGAAAUUGGACAGGAGCUUAUUUCUGCUAGCUUGCGUGAACCUCAACUCGAGCAUGUGGAGGAUAAGAUUGUUUUAACUGUUGCAGAACCUAUGUUCAUUGAUCCUCCAUCACCAGUAUUUGUCACCAUCGGUGCUGUGGUCAAUUAUCAGCUAUGGGUUAUUCGAUUGAAUAAUUUGCGAGUAAUUGAUUUUCCAUCUAAAUAUCAUAGAUGGUCUGUAGUUAACUCCUCGGUGGCUCAAGUUGAUAGGGAAAUGGCAAUUGCUUCUGCACUAAAUCUUGGUAACACAAAUGUUGUUGUUGAAGACACCAGACUUUCUGGGCAUGUGCAGACGUCUUCCUUGCAUGUGGUUAUCCCAGAUAAAAUGAGUCUAUACCUACUGCCCAUCACGAAUGUUUCAAAUCUUGCUGGAAAGAUAGAACUUACUUCCUCUAUUGUCUGGUAUGUUUUCCCUGGUCAAGAAUACAUCAUUCAUGUGAAAGUUGUUUCACAGGGACCUGAUGCAGAAGAGCUAUUUAUCACAGAGGAAAAUGAUCUUAAGAUGGAAAGCGACUCUGAUGAAUAUUGGAAUAUUCGUAGUAUAAUAAAAUACGACGUUCCAAGACCUCUUCGUUUAUGGAAUUCUAGACUUCUCAAACCAACUUCUGAAGGUCAGGGUUUUCUGACUUCUUCUAUAACAUAUCACAGUGGGAGCCUGGAAAUCCCUGAGGUUCUUAAGGUUGAGCAAGAAAUUGUUGUUUGCAACAAAGUCAAAUUCGUCAGUGGGGAUCAAGAUGUGUAUACUCAGAUCAUUCGCCUUCCUUGGGUUCCUGGAAUUUACCAGGAAGUUGAACUAAAGGCAUCUGGAGGUUGUGCUAAAAGCAAGACUGAUUAUAGAUGGUUUUCUUCUGAUCCAGAGACCAUAUCUGUAUCUGCUUCUGGUUCUGUGCAGGCAAAGCUUCCUGGUAAAGCAGUUAUCAAAGUGGUCUCAUCAUUUGAUGCAAUGAACUAUGAUGAGGUGGUUGUUGAAGCUUCCAUUCCGUAUUCCAUGGUUAUCCUACCAUAUUUUCCUGUUGAAGCUGCUAUAGGAAAAAGCCUUCAAGCUGCAGUGACAUUGAAAACAUCUGAUGGGAACUACUACUACAGAUGUGAUGCUUUUGCCUCCGUUGUGAAGUGGAAUAUAAUUUCUGGAGUUGAUUCUUUUAAGGUAGUUAAUACAGCAGGGGUGUCAUGGAACUCAGACAUGUUACCUCAUAUUGAAGGCUACAAUACACUUUAUGGUCCUCCCUGUGCGUGGACACUUCUAUAUGCUUCACAUGCUGGCCGGGCUUUGCUGCAAGCAACUUUAUCUAGCAUGCUGCCAUCCUAUUUUCAUUCUUUUGAUGGACCAUUUAUGUUGAAAGCAACUUCUUCUUUCUCGGCCUACUCUCCCUUUAUGGUUCAUCAAGCUGGAGAUGGAAAUGAGUUUGGUGGUUACUGGGUUGAUUUGACUAAGAGUCACACAAGCUUCAUUGAUUCAAAUUAUUCUGGAAUGGAUCGAUUAUAUCUUGUUCCAGGAUCAGGCAUGGACAUUUUGUUGCUCGGAGGACCUGAGCCGUGGGAUGAAAGCGUGGAGUAUAUUGAUUCAGUUGAAAUUCAUGGUGACCAAGAUCACUCAAUGAGCGAUGGUCUUCUUUUGGAGCAGAUAUCUAGCAGUUCUGGAAGACUAUACAGAGUUGUAUGCCUGGCGUUGGGAAGUUUUAAUCUGUUAUUUACCCGUGGAAAUCUUGUCAGUGAUGACCAUCCUUUGCCAACUUUAGCAAACCUGCAAUUGGCUGUUGUAUGUAGUUUGCCUUCAUCUAUCACAUUGCUGGCUAAUGAACCUGUAAACACGCCUGAAGUCAUAAUGGCUGCAAAUAAAGCUGAUCGUGGCCCUGGGAGAGUUCGUGGUCCUGUUGUUGUUGCCAAUGGAUGUACAAUACGAGUGGCUGCUGUAGGUAUUCAUGUGACUAAUAGAGCUUUUGCUAACUCUUCAUCUCUUCGCUUGAAUUGGGAACUGAGUGGUUGUGAGGGACUUGCCCAUUUGGAUGAGACCAUCAGCUUACCAAGUCCUGGAGCUGGUUGGGAGAGGUUUUUGGUUCUAAAUAAUAUGUCUGGGAAGUGUAUCGUGCGGGCUACAGUGGUUGGAUUUUCUGAAGUGAUAGCUGACCAUCUCCUUGAAGAAGCAGAGAUGCUACUUAAAAGCACGGAAGAUGUUCUCACUGAUGCUGUUCGUUUGCAGCUAGUUUCUUCCUUGCGGUUAGUCCCAGAAUUCAUCUUAUUAGUUUUUGAUCCUGAAGCUAAGGUAAAUCUAUAUGUUACAGGAGGGACAUGUUUUUUGGAUGCUGAGACAAACAAUACACAAGUCAUACAAAUAAUCCAACCUACGGAGGACUCAAUGUGCUCAUAUUUGACAGUUGGUGCUAGAGGUUUGGGAGUAGCCCUUGUUACUGUUGUUGAUAAGGGCCUUUCUCCUCCUUCUAGUGCUUCUGCUUCGGUUAAAGUGGCAAAUGUUGAAUGGAUCAAAAUAAUUUCUGAGGAAGAGAUCAGCCUUGUGGAAGGGGCUGUGGAAACUUUUAACAUCUUAUCUGGGACACAUGAUGGUGAUAUCUUUGACUCAUCUCAGUACGUUUACAUGAAUAUUCAUGUUCACAUUGAGGAUGGCAUACUUGAUGUUGUCAAUGGGAGUCUUUCUUCAAGCAUUGGCAGUUGGAUUAUCUACAGAUCUAACUUUUCAGUUAGAGCUUUGGAUGUUGGUACUACAACACUUUAUGUCAGUGCGAGACAGCAGUCUGGAUUUGAAAUAUUUAGUCAACGUAUUAAGUUGGAGGUCUAUAGACCACUAAAAAUGCAUCCUGGAUAUAUUUACCUCACUCCUGGUGCUUCUUACACGCUCACUUUAGAAGGCGGCCCAAAGAGUAGAGGUUUUGUCAAAUAUGAUAGCAAGAAUAUUGACACUGCAAUAGUCCAGAGUUCUUCAGGAAAGGUUUCUGCGAUUUCUGUUGGGAAUUCUAUUGUCCAUGCAUCUAUCUUUGGAAAUGGAGGUACCUUCAUUUGUGAGGCAUAUGGGCAAGUAGAAGUGGGUAUUCCUUCAGCAUUUUCUUUGAAUUUGCAGAGUGAUCAGCUAUGUGUUGGUUGUGGAAUGCCAAUUUUUCCAACCUUUCGUGAGGGAAACUUGUUUUCAUUCUAUGAGAUAUGUAAGGAUUAUAAGUGGACCAUAGAGGAUGAGAAAGUACUCAGCUUCCAAAGGACUAGACAAUUACAUGCUGAUAUGUCUGACGCUCCAUUCCCUAAUUCAGAAGUUGAAGUAAAUCCAUCGUUUUCAAAUGGAAACAGUCUUGGAUUCAUAAAAGAAAUCUUUGGCCGAUCUGCUGGCCGAACGAGGAUUUCUGUUUCAUUUUCUUGUGAGUUUGUAUUAUCUGGUACUCCACAUCGGGUAUCCUAUAAUGCGUCUGAGUUUUUAAGGGUGGUACCUGAUCCACCUCUUGCUCUUGGAAUACCAGUAACUUGGAUCCUACCACCAUUUUAUACCGCAUUAGAUCUUCUGCCAGCAUCUUCAGACUCAUCUGGUGUGGUAGACUCCCCUAAUUAUGGAGGUAAUUUUGUUUACUCUGUACUGAAGGCAUGCGGGCAGACUGACCUUUCAGGGCAAGAUGCUUUAGUUAUUGAUGGAAAUGACAUUACAACAAAAGAAAGCAACACCCUUGCUUGUAUCCAGGCCAAGGACAAGGCAACAGGAAGAACUGAAAUUGCAUCCUGUGUGAGGGUUGCUGAGGUGGCUCAAGUAAGAUUGAGCACUGCAAAAUCUUCUCUCAAUGUUCUUUAUCUUCCUCUGCAAGCUAAAGUUAAAUUGGUUAUAAGAUAUACAGAUUCUUUGGGAUAUACCUUCUAUGAAGCACAUGAAGUUGUGCCACUGGACAUUGAGACAAAUUAUCCGGAUAUUUUGUCCAUUUUAAUGCCAAAUGCUGAGGAUGAUGCAGAAAAUGUUGUUCUACAGGCUAAGAAUCCUGGCAGUGCUCUUGUAAGAAUUUCCAUGAAGCAUAACCCAAAGGCAGUUGAUUACAUCUUGGUCUCAGUUGGUGCACAGGUAUUUCCUCAGAAUCCUGUUCUUCGUGUUGGGCAUCAUCUGAACUUCAGUAUAAUUGGAGAUGGAGCUAGUGGUCCUGUUUCAGGCUGUUGGUCAAGUGCCAACAGAAGCAUUUUACAUAUUGAUAGAAAGUCUGGAGAAGCACAUGCUCUUGGUGAAGGUGUUGUUGAAGUAAUUUUUGAAGCUCCAAACUACAAUUUGCAAACAACAGUUACUGUGCUGAAGAUGGGCCAAAUAGUCGUAGAGGCCCCAGCAGAGACCCUUACUAAUGUCCCAUAUCCAUCCAAAGGCUACAGGUUUCCUGUUAGACUUAGUGAUCUACCGGGCAAGUUGGAAGCUGCUAAGAAUCCUGUUGAAGCUCCAUAUACUUGUAGGAUCAAUCCACUGUUUGUUGGAUUUGCAAAACCAUGGAUUGAUCAUGCUACUGGUAGUUCCUAUUGCCACUUUUUCCCAUAUUCACCCAAGAAGCUCCAAAGUUCUAUAUCCAAGUCAGACGAUAGCUCAAGUGAAGGAUUUCUUUACAUAUCCAUCACUGCUUCACUGAAAGAGAACCCCCAUAUAGCCGGAUCUGCUCAUGCUCUUUUUGUUGGGGGCUUCUCUAUCUUGGAAGUAGGGAAGUUAAAUUUGACACCAAGCUCCAACAGAAGUCUUAUAACUAUCAUGGGGAAUACAGAUGUGGAGAUUUACUGGAACGCUAAAGAUCAUUUACUGGUUAGGCCACUCAAAAGAGAUGGUUUUGGUAUUGGAGGACAUGUUCAGUAUGAAGUCAAAGUUCUGAUAGACCAACAAUUUUCUGAUAAGCUAACAGUAUUGCUUCCAGCUACAGGUCAAACAGCGGAUAUCGACAUCAGCUAUGAAAGUAGCAGAAGACCUACAUCUUCGGGAACGAGGCUUACUUGGGCCGCAGUUUUUUUAUGUGUAAUCAUUUUGUUGAUCACCAUUGUUAUCUUCAUAAAGCUUCUGGACAGACCAAGCAUAUCCUCAUCUGCAAGGCUUACAAGACCUACAAGACAAGGUGGAGUCAUCCCAUCACCCGCCACACCGAACCAGACCUCUCCUGACAGCAUCCGGGCGUCUCCGCGCACUCCUCAGCCGCUUGCAGAGUAUGCAAGGCAAACACUAGACCAAACUCCGUACUACAAGAGAGACGGGCGACGGAGAUUUGAUCCUCAGUAUACCUACUAACUCUUUCUAAACCUGCAGGGAAAACUUUUGUUGUAAGAGAUUAGUUAGGAUUAGUAAUUAUCGUAUUCCUCGGGUUUAGAAGUACGAAGUUUGAGUGACUACAAAAAGAAAACAGAUCAUACCAUUUUGUAUUUGUAACAAAUCACUUAUUUCGGAUGUAAUGUGCACAAAGAGACGCUGAUCGAUCAUUGUUGCUCUUCAGGAGAUGAUAUGACAAUGUUAAUUGUUCUUCUUCAGGAGAUUAUAUGAGAAGUAGUGGAUUUCUAAGGUUGAUAAAA
This is a messenger RNA of Dioscorea cayenensis subsp. rotundata (Guinea yam), 6362 nucleotides long. RefSeq names its product nuclear pore complex protein GP210. The record is from RefSeq and is a predicted model, not a curated record. NCBI's taxonomy places the organism in Eukaryota, Viridiplantae, Streptophyta, Magnoliopsida, Dioscoreales, Dioscoreaceae. The coding region runs from base 145 to 6084 and encodes 1979 amino acids. The transcript is spliced from 36 exons.